This is a messenger RNA of Aspergillus japonicus CBS 114.51, 1989 nucleotides long. Its product is annotated as Metallo-dependent hydrolase. Bases 360 to 1847 code for a protein of 495 amino acids. Gene Ontology annotation, molecular function: hydrolase activity, acting on carbon-nitrogen (but not peptide) bonds. The record is from RefSeq and is a predicted model, not a curated record. NCBI's taxonomy places the organism in Eukaryota, Fungi, Ascomycota, Eurotiomycetes, Eurotiales, Aspergillaceae. The transcript has 4 exons.
GAAAUCCACACCAUUAAUGCUGUUACUAUGCUCACCUUGCUUACAUGCAUCACAUAUAAAACACCGGGUUAUCAUUCAUAUAUCCGGCAUCAGGUGAAACCUUCCCCCCACACAUGACGUCGACCCACCGUGCACCACCAGUCAGCAUCGCGUUUCGCGCUCAUCUUGGCUCCGAGGCUUACCAAUGCCCCGUCCAUCUAGACCCCCGAUCAGAUGUUUAUCCUGACGAUAUAACAAACAGGGUUCACGCGUUUGCUUGAGCCCAGCCAGCAUAAUACAAGUUGACCGAGGAUAGCCGCACUGCACCGUCUCAGGCCACAAGUGCUGAGCUUAUCAUCCCGAUCGAGAACAAUACCGAAAUGGCAUCAAUCCUUCUACAAAACGCGACGAUUCUGGUUCCCUCCGGCGACAAGACUGACUACGUCGUUCCCCUUCGCAACUACUCGCUACUCAUCGAAGGAACCAAGAUCUCGCAGAUCGCGCCCCAGAUAGCCCCGCCUGCCGCAUCCACUCAAGUCAUCGACUGUACUGGAAAGAUCAUCUCCCCUGGAUUCAUCGAUACACACCAUCAUCUCUGGCAGACACAGCUCAAGGGACGCCAUGCCGAUCAUACGUUGAUUGAGUAUAUGCCCACGGGAAACCUGCAGCAGGUCACCUUCACACCAGAGGAUAUCUUCUGGGGCGAGCUGGGAGGCUGUCUCGAGGCCUUGGAUGCAGGCACUACCACCGUGGUGGACCAUGCCCACAUGAAUGUCACCCCCGCUCAUUCCGUGAAUGGAAUCGCAGCAACAGCGUCAUCAGGCAUCCGCUCUAUCUUCUGCUACACGCCCACCUCGACGGUCAAGACGUGGGAGCCGGAAAUUGAGAUGCACACUAACCUGCUCGACGAUUGGGUCCUCCAACAACUCGAGGAGCUGGCCGCAGCGGCGCCAUUCGGCGAUGGGAGGGUCCAGCUAGGUUUGGCUUUUGACGGGUUCAUGCUGCCGAAGGAGAUGGUCGUCGCGCUGUACGAUCGCGCCCGUAGAGCGGGAGUGAAGGUGAUCACCACUCACUACGUGCGGGGAUAUUUCAACGACGGAUCCCUGGUCGACACCCUCGAAGACUACGGCCUCCUGGGCCCCGACAUUCUCCUCUCGCACGGCAACAAUCUCUCGACCGCCGACAUCGAGAAACUCUCUCAAGCGAAAGCGUGGAUCUCCGCCACCCCCGACACCGAACUGCAGAUGGGCCACGGGAACCCCGUCUGCUUCCAGGACGGCUGCACGAACAUCACCGCGCUCGGGAUCGACUGCCACAGCAACAACUCCGGAGACAUCGUCACCCAGAUGCGCCUGGCGUUGCAGAGUGAGCGCGCUCGCCGGAACGAGAAGCUGCUCGCGCAGGGGAAGUAUAUGCGGUCGUUGGAUGUCUCGGUGCAAGAUGCCUUCCGGCUGGGGACGAUCCAAGGCGCCCGCGCGAUCGGCAUGGCAGAUCAGCUGGGGUCGAUCGAGGUCGGGAAGCUUGCGGAUCUGGUGAUCUUCGACGGCGAGAGCCCGGGGAUGAUCUGCGCCGCGGAGGAGCACCCGGUGGCCGCGAUUGUGUUGCAUUCGUCUGUGCGCGACGUGGAUACGGUGAUCGUUAACGGCGCGAUUCGCAAGCAAGGCGGUCGGCUGGUGCCGGUGGACAUUGACUCUUCCUUCUCUGAGGUCACGAUCGCAAAACAGAGGGUGGAAUGGAAGGACGUAGCGAGGGAGCUGCGGGACAGCCAGGAGAGGAUUCGGAAUGCUGCGGUGGAAGCUGGAGCUGUGGGAACUCGCGUGUCAGAGGCACUGAGUACCUUCCAUAUGGAUUCGACCAAGUUUGUUUGAACUGAGGCGUUGAGGAUCUCUGGGAGGGUCGCAUUGGCCUUCGAGAAAGAAGGGUUGUGGUAAUGGAAGUAGCCUACCAAUAUACCUCCGUGCCCUAUGGAGCACGGACUGCCCAUCCGAUCAGCUCUCCCGUUAAUAUGGC